This is a messenger RNA of Thermothelomyces thermophilus ATCC 42464, 1735 nucleotides long. RefSeq lists its product as uncharacterized. Gene Ontology annotation, cellular component: extracellular region. The record is from RefSeq and is a predicted model, not a curated record. The transcript is spliced from 2 exons. Lineage: Eukaryota; Fungi; Ascomycota; Sordariomycetes; Sordariales; Chaetomiaceae. Bases 96 to 1514 code for a protein of 472 amino acids.
GGGGAAGCCAAACAUAAUUAGCUCUUUCUUGCAUCAUCGGAAUACCUGACUGCUUUGCAUAAGGAGGUGGACCUGUCCACCUCAAACCUCCCAUCAUGAGAGUGAACGUCCUGUUAGCCACCGCGGCCGCCCUGGCCCCCCUUGUCGCCGGCGCCGGCACCGCGGCUUCGGCCAGCAAAAUGGAAGAGCUCAUGGACAUCAAGACGAAGCAGUGGGACGAGGCCCGCGCCAAGGGCCUCUUUGGCGGCUCGCUCCUGUACCGCAAGAUCACCUCCAAGCAGGCCUGCAUCAACGGGGUCGCGGGCAAGGGCACGGCCGCGUACCGGUGCAACAACGUGGACCUGCACGGCUUCCUGAGCCACGAGGACCUCGGGUCGUCUACCAAGGCCGGCAACGACGUCUGGGGCUGGACGUCGCCCGACGGGCGCGAGUUCGGCAUCGUCGGGCAGACGGACGGCGUCGGCUUCGUCGAGGUGACGCGCGGCGGCAAGCUCGAGUACCUCGGCCGGCUGGACACGCAGACGACGGCGACCAGCUGGCGCGACAUCAAGGUGAUCGGCCACCACGCCUACAUCGGGGCCGAGUCGGACGGCCACGGCCUCCAGAUCUUCGACCUGAACAGGCUGCUCUCGGUCAAGCCGUGGUGGAACCCCGUCUUCUGGCGGCCGCGGACCUUCAGCAAGGAGCGCGACCUGACCGCCCUCUUCACCGGCUUCGGCGCCUCGCACAACCUCGUCGCACACGAGGAGGCCAUGAUGAUCUACGCCGUCGGCGGGCGGUCGGGCGCCAACGCGCGCAACACGACGUGCGCGGGCGGCAUGUUCAUGGUCGACGUGUCGGACCCGGCCAACCCCGUCUCGCCCGGCUGCAUCCCCCACGACGGCUACGUGCACGACGCCCAGUGCGUCGUCUACUCCGGGCCCUCGGAGAAGUACCGCGGCCGCCAGAUCUGCUUCAACUUCAACGAGGACACGCUCACCAUCAUGGACGUGACCGACAAGAAGAACCCCGCCGUCGUCUCGCGGACCCCCUACCACGGCGCCGCCUACACCCACCAGGGCUGGCUCGUCGACCACACCCAGACCUUCCUGCUGCUCGACGACGAGAAGGACGAGCUGGACGGCACCGACCCGGCCGCCGACGGCCACACCACCACCUACAUCUUCAACGUGACCAACCUCGAGGGCCCCAUCAACACGGGCAUCUACAAGAGCCCGGCCAGGUCGAUCGAUCACAACCAAUACGUCGUCAACGGUCUGACGUACCAGGCCAACUACGGCUCGGGGCUGCGCAUCGUGGACGUUUCGGGCGUCGAGCUCGAUCCCACCGGCGGCAACUUUGAGGAGGUCGGCUUCUUUGACUGCCACCCCGAAGACGACGAGGUCGGCGGCGUGAUCAAGUUCCUGGGAACCUGGUCUGUGUAUCCGUACUUCAAGUCCGGUUACAUCCUGCUCAACUCGAUUGAGCGCGGUAUCUUCUCGCUGAAGUACACGGGAAGGAAGGCCAGGUAUUGAAAUAAAUAGCCGUAAGGUUAGACCACACACGGAAAUAAUAAGAAAAAAAAUUGACAUCAGUCUCUCGAACGGAUGAUUGAUGCGCUCGGCGCGCACGUGGGGCGGUUUGUUGAUGGAUGUGCGGAGCUCAUUAGACGCUCCCAAAGCCAGGGCGUGUUGUGGGAACGUUCGUCUACGGGAAGACUUGCAACGAGAGGUCUCCUUGGGGUCGCGAGCAUCUA